AUGGUACGCGAUUGCCCUGUCGCCUGCGGGAUAUGCAAGCCAAAGCCAAUCGACACGCACAGCUCCUGUGGAGCGUGGGCUGACGAUGGCGCGUGCGAGAGCAACAGCGCGUACAUGCUCCACACCUGCCCCUUGGCUUGCGCUCUGUCGAGGGGUGGUGGCGGUGAGACGCCGCUUCCGCCAGCUGGAGCAGUGAUGGGGGGCGUCGGGGUGAACAACCGUUUCAUCGAGGCGUACGUCGCUGGACGCAAGAAGCUGGAGGAAUUUUGCGAAGAUGAUCCCGAUGCUGACUGCGCCGCAUGGGCAGCGGACAAACAGUGCGAUACCAACCCAGGUUUCAUGCAGCGCAGCUGUGGGCGGAGCUGCCAGGUGUGUACGUACCUGUGCGAGGACCUCGACAAGGAGUGCCCCGCGUGGUUUGCCAGCGGGGAGUGCGACAAGAACCCAAACGGUAUGCGCACGUCGUGCCCACGGCAUUGCGGCAUCUGCCAGGGGCAGGGCAAGGGGGCGAGGAGAGCCGCCCACCGGCCUGCUCAUGCAGGCCCUGCGCCGCCAGUACAGUCCCCCCGCGCGGGUGCCGCGAUGACCUCGGACGCGCCGCCGAGUCACGAAGCGGCGCGUGUCCGUGUGCUGAUGCGUGAAGCUAUGGAAGCGGCCGGAGAAUCCAUGGACGAGGCAGACGAGGAGGAACCGCAACCGGAAGCGGUCGAGGCUGUUGAAGCUGCGCUGGGUGCUCAUGAGUUCACGGAGGCCGUAGAGGUGGAGAGCGGCACGCGGCCCGGUGCCGUUCGGGCGCCGCUCACCGCUUCGCAGCGAGCCCGGGCUCUGUAA
Molecule: messenger RNA, 831 nt
Organism: Emiliania huxleyi CCMP1516
Lineage: Eukaryota; Haptophyta; Isochrysidales; Noelaerhabdaceae
Exons: 2
Coding region: 1-831 (276 amino acids)
Source: RefSeq, a predicted model, not a curated record